AUGCCAUACGAUCCACGCUUAGCCGGAGCAGGCACUGCGGCUCAGGGAUCCCCAGCACCUCCCCCUCCGCCUUCAGAGGCAGCUGCAGCUACAGUUGCUGCACAAAGCUCCACAGAGCAAACAGCCUCACACAAGCUCCGUUUUUGCACCGUUUGUGCAUCAAACCAGAACCGCUCGAUGGAGGCACACCUGCGUCUAUCCACUGCAGAGUCGCCUUUCCCAGUAAUCUCCUUUGGCACGGGAUCCUUAGUCCGUUUGCCAGGCCCCUCCAUCACCCAACCUAAUGUCUAUAACUUCAACUCAACCUCCUACUCCCAAAUGUACGAUGAGCUCCUGUCGAAAGACGAGCGUCUGUACCGCAAUAACGGAAUCCUAAACAUGCUCGACCGCAACCGCAACGUCAAGUGGGGGCCUGAGCGCUUCCAGGACUGGGUGCCUGGCUUGCCGAGGGUAGAUCAUGUCUCUAAGGGUGACAAGGGCGCACUCGGCACGGAGGGGGGUGUAGUAGACGUCAUCAUCACCUGCGAGGAAAGAUGCUGGGACGCUGUCGUCGACGAUCUCAUGAACAAGGGCUCUACGCUGAACAAGCCCGUGCAUGUUUUCAAUGUGGAUAUCAAGGAUAAUCACGAAGAGGCUCUUGUAGGCGGAAAGGCCAUCCUCGAACUAGCCACGCGCCUAAACGAAGUCGCCAUACAGGAACAAACGGCCCUUGGCGCAGGCGGAUGGGAAAACGGGACCGGUGACGCUAGGAGGAGCUUCGAUGAAAAGGUUCCCGAGGUUCUUGGGUCAUGGCAGGAGAAAUGGCCUAACUUGCCGGCAUUGUGGACUUUGGCUUGGUUAUAG
Molecule: messenger RNA, 843 nt
Organism: Aspergillus mulundensis
Lineage: Eukaryota; Fungi; Ascomycota; Eurotiomycetes; Eurotiales; Aspergillaceae
Gene: ssuA
Product: RNA polymerase II subunit A C-terminal domain phosphatase
Exons: 1
Coding region: 1-843 (280 amino acids)
Biological process (GO): termination of RNA polymerase II transcription
Cellular component (GO): mRNA cleavage and polyadenylation specificity factor complex; nucleus
Molecular function (GO): RNA polymerase II CTD heptapeptide repeat phosphatase activity
Source: RefSeq, a predicted model, not a curated record